Molecule: messenger RNA, 6556 nt
Organism: Neofelis nebulosa (Clouded leopard)
Lineage: Eukaryota; Metazoa; Chordata; Mammalia; Carnivora; Felidae
Gene: QRICH2
Product: glutamine rich 2
Exons: 20
Coding region: 167-6526 (2119 amino acids)
Source: RefSeq, a predicted model, not a curated record
GGCCGGACCCCGCCGGGGCGGCGGGCGCCCGUCCCUGGGAGCAAAGAAGGGGAAGCCUGGCGGCCGGGCCCUUCCUCUCCGUCUUCCGAGCGCUGCAGACGGUGACUCGUGCUCCGGAGAGCGCCAGGGGCGCGGCGGGCGCGGACCCCCGCCGAGAAGGCGCACGAUGCCGCCCGCGACGGCGACCGCCACGGUCUCCCUCCGGGAGCUGGCCGACCUGGCCAUCGGCACCCCGGAGGUGGGCGCCGUCAACUUCACGGCCCUGCACACGCUCAUCGUGGCCAUGCUCCGGAGCCUCAACCUGCAGGAGGUGCGCAUCAACUUCCAGUCGCCGUCGCCCGAGUCGAGUCGCUCCUCCGAGCUCCCGCGGACCGUGCUCAGCGCCCCGCAGCUGGCCGUGCCCAAAGAGAAGCCGCGCGGCAGCUCGGCCAGGCCGCCGGCGCUGGAGAGCCAGGUGAAGGACCUCAGCAAGCAGCUCGAGACCGUCACAAGCCAGGUGCAGGGCAUCAUGAGCCACGUGCAGCACCUUACUUACCCCGUGGGCCGGCUGCCCGUGGACUCCCAGGACGGGCUGGAGGAGGAGACGGCCGUGCUGCUGCCGGACAGGGCUCGAGGAGGGUCGAUGAAAAUCGGGAAGGACGGCGAGUGGGCCAGCGUCACCAAGGCCACGGUGCUGCUGCACGAUGUCGCAGAAGAUGUGAAAGCCUUGAAAGAAGCCAAGGAAAAGGCGCAGGAGCAUUCCGAGAAAGCCUUCCAACGGAUGGAUGAACUAGAGAAGAAAAUCAGAGAACGGGAAAAAUUCCUGGAUCUAGUGGCCCGGAAGCUGAGUUUGAUGCCUGUUGGAGAAGAAGUCACCAUGGUCACCUGGGAGGAGCUAGAGCAAGCAAUUACUGAUGGCUGGAGGUCCUCACAAGCGGGCUCAGAGACAACAACGGGACUCCUUAAACGCAAAAAGCAUACUUCCUUAACAUCAGAUGAUGGAGCCUCCACCAAGCACUCAAGUGCUGACCCAACUGUGGAUUCUGCAAAUGGUCAUGGUUCCGAUCGGACCUUAUCAGGAACCAGUGCCACGGGAUACCCCUCCGAAGGAGUUGGCAGGGAACGAAAGAAAAGCACCCCCGCUACUGCAUCCCCUGGUAGAGAACAGCACCCAAGGGCCCGUGACGAGGCUGGCUUGGCAAAGUCCCAUCACCCACCUGUGUCCCAAUUCAGACUAGAGUCAGAUCGUCACAGGACUAGAGAGCUGCAGCCGCACACCUCAGCAUAUCUAAGAAAAGAUGAACGAGAGGCACACCCUGGUCCAGUUCAACAGGACUUGCCCUCAGCCACCGCGAUCAGAGAUCAGCAUCCUCAUGUGUACCCAGAUCAGCAUGGGGGGGUACAUGUUAGCUACGGUCAAAUCUAUCCAAGGCCAGACCAACGUGGAACAGCACCGCUCGGCAUGGAUCAGCUUGCAUCACUCCAUCAUAGCACUUACCCACACAGUGUGGCACCCCUCAGCAUGGGUCAGCUUGGUAUGAUGCCACCUGGAAUGGAUGAGCAGGGCAUGGAUCAGCGUGGUAUGAUGCCACCACUGGUACCUGGCAGAGAUCAGCAAGGCUUGCAACCACCUAGUACAGAUCAGCCUGGUAUGGUUCCAUUUAGCACAUAUCAGCACGGCAUGAUAUUUCCUGGCACGGACCAACAGCCUGAUGUGGCUCAGCGUGGAUUGGUACCUCCUCACAUGGAUCAGCAUGGAUUUUUAAUAGCCGGCAUGGAUCAGCAAGGACUGGCACUGCCUGGCAUGGAUCAGCAUGGAUUGGUUCCACAUCUCAUCGAUCAGCAUGGUUUGGGACCAACUGGCACAGAACAGAAUGCUUUAGUCCAGCCUGGUUUGGUCCAGCCUGGUGCGGGUCAGCCUGGUUUGGUCCAACCUGGAAUGGAUCAGCGUGGUUUGGUGCAGCCUGUGGUAGAUGAAAGUGGUUUGGUUCAGCCUGGUGCUUAUCUACCUGACUGGGUUCAACCUGGUGCAUAUUCCAGUGGCUGGGUCCAGCCUGGUGCCUAUCCUCUUGAUUUGGUAUACCCUGAUGUAUAUCCAUCUGGUUUAGUACAGCUUGGUGCAGAUCAGCCUGGUUUGAUGCAACCUGGAUUGGGUCAGCAAGAUUCAGCCCAACCUGGAAUGGAUCAGUAUGAUUUGGGGCAGCCUGGAAUGGAUCAACGUGGCUUGGUCCAACUUGGAAUGGAUCAGCGUGGUUUAGUGCAACCUGGCAUAGUUCAGCCUGGGUUGGUGCAACCUGGAGCAGCUCAGGUUGGUUUGGUGCAACCUGGAGCAGGUCAGCCUGGUUUGGUGCAACCUGGAGCAACUCAGCCUGGUUUCGUCCAACCAGGAGCAGGUCAGCCUGGUUUGGUGCAACCUGGAGCAGCUCAGCCUGGUUUGGUGCAACCAGGAGCAGCUCAGCCUGGUUUGGUGCAACCUGGAGCAGCUCAGCCUGGUUUCGUGCAACCUGGAGCAGCUCAGCCUGGUUUUGUGCAACCUGGAGCAGCUCAGCCUGGUUUGGUACAACCUGGAAUGGAUCUGGGUGGUUUGGUCCAACCCCGAAUGGGUCAGCGUGGUUUGACACAACCUGGUUCAGCUCAGCCUGGUUUGGUCCAACCUGGAGCAGCUCAGCCUGGUUUGGUGCAGCCUGGUGCAGCUCAGCUUGGUUUGGUGCAGCCUGGUGCAGCUCAUCCUGGUUUGGUCCGACCUGGAGCAGGUCAGCGUGGUUUGGUCCGACCUGGAGCAGCUCAGGUGGGUUUGGUGCAGCCUGGUGCAGCUCAGCGUGGUUUGGUCCAACCUGGAGCAGCUCAGCGUGGUUUGGCCCAACCUGGUGCAGCCCAGCCCGGUUUGGUGCAACCUGGAGCAGGUCAGCCUGGUUUGGUGCAACCUGGAGCAGGUCAGCCUGGUUUGGUGCAACCUGGAGCAGGUCAGCCUGGUUUGGUCCAACCAGGAGCAGCUCAGCCUGGUUUGGUGCAACCUGGAGCUGGUCAGCCUGGUUUGGUGCAACCUGGAGCAGGUCAGCCUGGUUUGGUCCAACCUGGAGCUGGUCAGCCUGGUUUGGUGCAACCUGGAGCAGGUCAGCCUGGUUUGGUCCAACCAGGAGCAGCUCAGCCUGGCUUGGUCCAACCUGGAGCAGGUCAACCUGGCUUGGUGCAACCUGGAAUGGAUCUGGGUGGUUUGGUCCAACCUGGAACGGAUCAGCGUGUUUUGGCACAACCUGGUGCAGCACAGCCUGGUUUGGUCCCACCUGGAGCAGGUCAGCCUGGUGUGGUGCAACCCGGAAUGCAUCAGCGUGGUUUGGCCCAACCUGGUUCGGCUCAGCCUGGUUUGGUGCAACCUGCAAUGAGUCAGUAUGGUUUGGCCCAACCUGGUGCACGUCAGCCUGGUUUGGUACAACCUCAAAUGGGUCAGCCUGCUUUGGUCCAGCCUGGUGCGGGUCAACCUGGUGCAGGUCAGCCUGGUUUGGUGCAACCUGGAAUGGAUCGGCGUGGUUCGGUCUACCCUGGUGCUGAUCAGGGUGGUUUGGUCCAGCCUGGUGCAGGUCAGCCCGAUUUGGUACAACCUGGUGCAGGUCAGCCUGGUUUGGUGCAACGUGGAGUGGGGCAGCGUGGUUUGGUAGAGCCUGGCCCAGGUCCACGUGGCGUUUUUCAACCUGGUGCCUAUCCACCUGGUUUGCUACGGCCAGGUGCAUAUCUUCCCGGUUCGGUGGAGCCUGGUGCCUAUCCACAAGGUUUGGUUCCACCUGGUGCCUAUCCUACCGGUUUGGUCCAGCCUGGUGCACUUCCACGUGGUUUCAUGCAGCCUCUUACUGAUCAGCGUGGCUUGAGGCAACCCGGUAGAGAUCAGCAAGGCUCAAUGCCAUCGAGCACAGAGCUUCGUGGCUUUCCAACAUUCCACCCGGAGUCUCUAAGAUUUAUAUCACCAUAUCCAUAUCAGCAUGGUGUAAUGCCUCCUAGCAGAGGUCAGCAUGGCCAGGUGUCACCGCUCCUCUCCGGUCAAGGCUUGGCACCACCAGGUACUGACCAAGAGGGUUUAUCAGAAACUUACCAGCCAGGCGUGAUACAUCCGGGCACAGACCAGGGCGGCCAAAUAAAACCAGGUGCAGACCAGCACGACCAGUCAUACUCUAUCCCAGAAUCCCGUGACCUAACGUACCCUGGCCCUCGGGGCCCAGGCUUUCCUGGGGUAGAUCAGCUCCAGGUCAGUGUGGAUCCACAACGAACACAUACCUCAGACCGAGCUGGAAUUUCUGUCCAGACUACCCCAAGCCAAGAAGCCACCUCUGCCAAGAGUACAGUCUUUCUCAACGAUCUCUACCGAGUCUCAUCGGAAAGGGUCGAUGUCCAGAGCGAAAGACAGGAUUCCCUGGAUAAAUUGUCUCCCAGCUUCCCUGUAGCAGUGGAAACAUUUCGUCUGAUGGGAGAGCUCAUUGGCCUUUAUGUAGAGCUCAAGGAGAACAUGAAGGAGCUGGAUGAGGAGAAGGCUGGCCAGACGGACUUAGAGAAGUUACAGUACUUGCUUUCACUCAUGGUCAAAAAGACUAUACCACCUGACCUGCAGGAACAGCUGAAGACCUUAAAGGCCUUGACCAAAGAAGUGCGGCAGGAAAGAGCCAAACUGGACAAGAUACAGAGGCUCCUGGAGGGCGAAAGGGAACAGGAAAUUGGAAAAGAAAUGAAAGACGACCAGCUGAGCACGCAGCUGGGAAUCCUCAGAGUCACCGUGGCCGACAUUGAGAAGGAGUUGGCCGAGCUCAGGGAGAGCCAAGAGCGGGGCAAGGUCAGCAUGGAACAUUCAGUCUCCGAAGCCUCUUUCUACCUGCAGGACCAGCUGGACAAGCUCAGGACGAUCAUCGAGAGCAUGCUGGCCUCAUCCUCCACGCUGCUGUCCAUGAGCAUGACUCCUCGCAAGAUCCUAACGGCCUCGGCACCUAGCCAGAUCGACCCUGAGACCGCCUGCCCAGCCUGCAGCCUGGACCUGGGCCAUCAGGUCAGCAUGCUGGUGCAGCGUUACGAGCAGCUCCAGGACAUGGUCACCAAUCUGGCUGCCACCCGGCCCUCCAAGAAAGCCAAGCUGCAGAGCCAGGACGAGGAGCUGCUGGGCCACAUCCAGAGCGCCAUCCUGCAGGUACAGGGCGACUGCGAGAAACUCAACAUCACCACCGGCAGCCUCAUCGAGGACCACCGGCAGAAGCAGAAGGACAUUGACGUGUUGUACCAGGGUCUGGAGAAGCUCGAGAAGGAGAAGGCCAACAGGGAGCACCUGGAGAUGGAGAUUGACGUGAAAGCUGACAAGAGUGCCCUGGAGGCCAAAGUGAGCCGGGUCCAGUUUGACGCCACCACGGAGCAGCUGAACCACAUGAUGCAGGAGCUGAUGUCUAAAAUGAGCGGGCAGGAGCGGGACUGGCAGAAAAUGCUGGACAAGCUGCUGGUGGAGAUGGACAGCAAGCUGGACCGCCUGGAGCUGGACCCCGUGAAGCAGUUGCUGGAGGAUCGGUGGAAAGCCUUGCGGCAACAGCUUAAAGAGCGCCCUCCCCUCUACCAGGCAGACGAGGCAGCGGCCAUGCGGAAGCAGCUCUUGGCACAUUUCCACUGCCUCUCGUGCGACCGUCCCUUGGAGACACCUGUGACCGGACAAAUUAUCCCUGUGAUUCCCAUGGGCCCAGGCCUGCCCGGGCACCGUUCCAUCCGCCCCUACACGGUCUUUGAACUGGAGCAGAUCCGGCAGCAGAGCCGCAACCUAAAGCUGGGCUGUGCCCCCUUCCCUCGGGGCGACUUGGCGCACACGGAGCGGAGCGUGGGACGCCUGCGCACCAUGCACUCCAAGAUGCUGAUGGACAUUGAGAAGGUGCAGAUCCACUUUGGAGGCUCAGUCAAGGCCAGCAGCCAGAUGAUCCGUGAGCUGCUGCAGGCCCAGUGCCUGAGCUCCCCCUGCCACAGACGGGUGCCAGACAUGGCCGACUACACCUACUCGAGCGCGCCUCGGCGCUGCGGGGGCAGCCACACCCUCACCUACCCCUACCGCCGCAACCGCCUGCAGCACCUGUCACAGGGCCUGUACCCCACCGAGGAGAUCCAGAUCGCCAUGAAGCAUGAUGAGGUGGAUAUCUUGGGCCUCGAUGGACAUAUUUACAAGGGACGGAUAGAUACAAGGCUGCCGGGCAUCCCGAGCAAAGACACCCCGGUCUCAGCUUCGGGGAUGACAAAGCACAAGGCCAAGCAGCCCCGGCCGCACACGCACCGGCAGCAGUCUCUCAGCGACAGCAGCCAGCUGCCCUCCCGGCCACAAAGUGCUCAGAUGCUGGCUGGCAACAAUUCAGCUCCUUCCCAUCAGCGCAAAGACAGGCCCGUCUCCUCCGAGGGGCUCCUCUCCCAGCCGAAUGUGGCCCACCCACCCAGCCCCAGCGAGAUGGGAAACCGGCCGGCGGAUGUGGACACGCACCUGGAUGUCCCGCCGGGGGAGGGUCUCGAGGAGCCCACCCGGGGGCCGAGGUCCACCACUGCUCACUGAGCAAAGCUACAAAUAAAUGUUUAGCAAGAA